UGUCAAAACUAUGGGUAAAGUGUGCAGUGAAUGAUGGGAAAUUUCCUCCCCAAGGCACUGUUCCUAAAAAAAGAGAAUACUCUCUCGUCAUCAGUGGUGUCUGUUUUGGACAACAUUGUCAGCCAAGCAGAAAUAGAUAAAGAUUAUGAAGUUUAUAAAUUUGCUAAUUAUCGGAAAGAGGGCACUCUAAUCGAAGCCUACAAUCGUGGAGGGAGUAGGGAGGUAGAAAGAAUUGCCCGAGAAACUCUACAGCCAUACAUGUAUGACAACGGUGAGGGAACGGUUGUGUCGGAACUUGAAUACCUACACUGGCGUCACCGUAAAAAGGAUGAGGUGGCCAUACCAGUGGACUCUCUGAUGUCUAGUGCUUCCCGUCUGGCUAACGUUAACCCUGAAGAAAGGCGUAUUUGUUGGAAACUUGAGUUUCGUGGAAUGUUGGGAGAAAGCUUGCUGCAUGUGCUCAUCAUGUGCAACACAUCAAUGCACGCGCGUAUCGCACGUGUUCUUCUCAAAAUAUAUCCUCAUCUAGCCUGGGAUAUCAUAGAAGGAGAAGAAUAUUUUGGAGCUAGUGCCUUACAUUUAAGUAUAGCGUACAACAUUUGGGAUUUAGUUCUCCUGAGCGUCGAAGGUGGCGCUAAUAUCAAUCAAAGAGCUACAGGACGAUUUUUCAUGCCGUACGAUCAACAGCGACCAUCUCCUAAAAAGCAGACAGAUUUCGAAGGUUUGUGUUACAUGGGAGAGUAUCCCUUAGCUUGGGCGGCGUGUUGUGAGGAUGAGACAGCCUAUAACAUGUUAUUACGUCGUGGAGCUGAUCCCAAUCUGCAGGACACACUUGGCAACAUGAUUCUCCAUGUAGUGGUCAUCAGGGAUAAGCUGAAAAUGUACGGCUAUGCGUUAAGACAUCCAACUAAGCCAGCCAAGGACAACAUUCUCAAUUGUUGUGGCCUUACUCCACUGACUCUUGCCUGCAAGCUUGGACGAAACAACAUCUUUCGCGAGAUGCUGGAGCUAAGUGCUUUG
This is a messenger RNA of Limulus polyphemus (Atlantic horseshoe crab), 1020 nucleotides long. RefSeq names its product transient receptor potential cation channel subfamily V member 6-like. The transcript is spliced from 5 exons. The annotation marks the transcript as partial. The record is from RefSeq and is a predicted model, not a curated record. Gene Ontology annotation, molecular function: calcium channel activity; protein binding. Gene Ontology annotation, biological process: calcium ion import across plasma membrane. Gene Ontology annotation, cellular component: membrane. NCBI's taxonomy places the organism in Eukaryota, Metazoa, Arthropoda, Merostomata, Xiphosura, Limulidae.